GCCAGCAGAGAGUGUGUGUGCAUGAGGGUGUGCUUGCUUUCAGGUCUUCAUUAUCUUAUCAAGCUGCUGAAUCCAGGAACUAUUCUCUCCCCAUUUCUUGUGCUUGGAAUUCAUCACCGAGAUGCAUGCCUUCCUGCUUGACAUUUGUGGUGAAACCUUCAAAAUCUCCUCUUCUUGCAAACUGAAAAUCUAAAAUGGAAAUGUAAGCAAAAAGGAGAAUAAAAACACAAGGCACUGAAGACACGGCUGGCAAUGGAUAGCUCCACUGCAAUUAACUGGGAUCUAUAGCUACUAGCUGCUAUAACAGACACCUAGAUUGUUCUUCAUUUACAUUUUUCAUUUUACCUUUUUUCUUCUAAUAAUCAGUCCUUUCAGGAUGGAUGCUUUCUAUCUGGACAUUUGCAACCUGCUCUGCAGGACAAAGUGGUAUUAUUUUUGAUAGCUGAGAUCUAAGCGGGGAGCACCAUCAAGCAUUCAGAGUCCUAGCUGCACAAUGAAGCCCCUUCGAAGACAUUCAGGUUUUCUUCAGAGGUUAAAGGAAUAUACCUGUUAAAUUCAUAUUUUCAUCGGAAGACGGGAAACCAAGCAGCACUUUCAUUUUUUUUCCAUGGUUCCUACAAAAGUUCCUAUCAGCACACUUUUUUCUAAUAAUGUUUUAUUUUAAAGAUCCUCAGUGAAACCUGUAUAGAAAGAAAUUUGUUUAGACUUUUAAUCUUUGCUACUUGUGGAUCUGGCAAUAACCAAGUGCAAAGAAAGAAGGGCUUUGCUUAAUUACAACACAUUACAGUGCUUUUCUUUUGGGGUAUUAUUUUUUUUAACCUUUUGCAUAUAAACAGUCAUUCACAUGGUUUGUUGACUGGAACUAGAUUCUGACAAAAAAGCUUAUUAAGUUGCAUUUUUCGAGUUGCCGGUAUUAGCCCAAUAUUCACAACCAUGUGCAGGUGCUCUUCAAAUCUUGCUCGAAGAAAGCUCUUUGCUCCUUAAAAGAGCCCAUUUCUCUGCCGCUGUUAUAUGCACUACGUUUUGCCGCGUGACCCAAUGAGUAGAGGAGCGACCUUGCAACGCAGGACUACUUUCCUCAUCUCACUAACCCUAGUAAAACUUGAGGCUGUAAGCGAUGAUGGCCAGCGGGAGAAAACUUGCGGAGAGGAUGAAGGCUCUGUGGGCCCUGGCGAAGCCAUUCGCAUCACAUGCCAGGAAUUUAAGGAAAAGGAGGAUGCUUCUGUCUCUGAAGGUGGGGUAGACAAUGGGCAUGUUAGCCCACAGCGAGAAGAUGUGGUAAACCAGCAGGAUGUUCAGGAUGGUUUCACCAAUGAAGUCAUCAACCACCAAGUUAAAGAACAGAAGCAUCAAAGGGGAACGCGAGGCACAGCAAAAAAGGGAAGUAAUACACAUAUUCUGCAGAGAGCUAUGGCAAUGCAAUGUGAUGAAAGCACUUUUCUGCCUUCUGAAUUUAUGGACACAAAUGAGCCUUAUUCAAAUUCUACUAGCACUAGUCCAGUGUCAGACUCUGGAAACCAAGGAAGUAUCCAUGAGGCUCAGAGAGGCCAGUUACAAACUGGAGUAGAAAAAAUACAAAGCACUUUAGCCCCAGAGCAAGGCCUAGCAGUCUUAACUGAUAAGAACCUUACAGAUGAAUCUCAGCAUGAAGAGGCUGUGAGUACAGCAGUGGUACAGGCCUUAAAUAGCCAGUCUGAGAAACUUUCACCAUCUUUCUGCCUAGUGCGAGGCCAACACAAUGUCGACCAUGCUGGUGCUGCUGAACGGUGCCAACCACAGUUACUAGGCAGCCAGAGUUCUGAUGCACCGCCAAUUCAGAAACCUGGGGCACGAGAAAUCAAGAAGCUAGCAAGUCCAAAAUCUCUAGAAAAAGGAGGUAGUAAGUUUCAGACUGGUGGCAAGUUUGCAGAGAGAGGUGUCAGGACUCUGAAACUUAGUAGCAAUAAGCCAUUUAAAAUAGAGACAACAAAAACACUGGAAAGGAAGGAAAAGGGGAUAAAAGGCACAAAUCGCUUAUCUUGGCAUGAGAGUGAGGUAAAGUCCAAGUCACGGCUGGGGGUAAAAAGUAGCCCACGGAUAGAAAGCACAAAGGGACCAGGGGACACUCCAAAACUAAGAACGCACUUAUCAGUUUCUCACAAAAGUCUACAAAAGGGCAAAAGCAAAACAUUAGACAACAGUGACCUGCACAUCUUUGUAGAAGAUGUGAAAUUUGUACAGGAUGGCAGUGGGUCAGAGAAAAUUAGGCCUUCCACACGGGAUCGGAAAAUGCUUAAGUUUAUUAGUGGAAUUUUUACCAAAAGUACAGCCUCAACACUGUCCCCUGCCCCUACCUCUGGAUUAAGUCAAAGAGAAUUUGGCUAUGAAGAGCGCUCAGUGGCCUUUGCAAACAGUCAGGAAUGGACAUUGAGCCAAUCAGUAGCCGAACUCAAAGUGGGUGUUCUAGGAAGUAUUAAAAGUGGAAAAUCAGCUCUCGUCCAUCGAUUUGUGACAGGAGCCUACACAGGGAUUGAAUCAGCUGAAGGUGGUCGAUUUAAAAAGGAGGUGAUUGUAGAUGGUCAGAAUUAUCUAAUGCUGAUCAGAGAAGAAGGAGAUGUGCCUGAUGCUCAGUUUUCAGCCUGGGUAGAUGCUGUCAUCUUCGUUUUCAGUCUGGAGAAUGAAGCAACGUUUCAGGACGUCUGCAAAUACUACACUUUGCUGGCCAAUUACCGUAGUAUUACUGAGAUGGUCUUAAUGCUGGUGGGUACACAAGACAAGAUAAGUUCAGUGAACCCAAGAGUAAUUGACGAUGGCCAAGCAAGAAAGCUGUGUACUGACAUGAAACGCUGUGCAUACUAUGAAACAUGUGCAACAUACGGCCUGAAUGUUGACCGCGUUUUCAAUGAAGUUGCCCAGAAGAUUGUGACCAUGAAGAAACAACAGCAGCUUUUCCUAGCCUCAUGCAAGUCCCUGCCAAACUCACCUAGUCAUUCUGCAGUUUCCACGCCAGUCUCUCAUGCAGGGCAGGCGAGCAACGGGGGUCAUGUCAGUGAUUAUUCCUCAUCACUGCCUUCAACACCAAAUAUUGGUCAUCGAGAGCUUCGGAGUGAUGUGUCACUAGGCCAGAGCACUCCAGGUUCUAUUCACAGAGGAACAAAACGGAGAACCAGCCUUUUCACUAACCGACGAGGCAGUGAUUCAGAGAAGAGGAGUUUAGAUAGCAAAGGAGACAACAUUGGAAGUGGCCGUGCAAUCCCAAUUAAACAGAGCUUUUUGCAGAAGAGAAGUGGCCAUUCCCUGAACAAAGAGUGGAAGAAGAAGUAUGUCACACUGUCCAAUAAUGGGGUCCUGUCCUAUCACCCAAAUAUGAAUGAUUACAUGCAGAAUAACCAUGGGAAAGAGAUUGACCUGGUUAGGACAACAGUGAAGGUGCCAGGCAAACGGCCUCCACGAGCCUUCUCUUCGUGUGGAGCUUCUUCUUCCAACAUCAAUGGACUUGUGAAGGAUGUGAGUGGCAUGCAAGUUACAGAAAAUGCAAAUACUCCCAGUCCAGGAGCUCUGGUUCCAGUGGAAGAACAAGGAUUUGGCAACACUUUGAGUUCUGACAAAAACCUUCAGAGAUGCCCUUCAUCAGCCUCAGCCAAAGGGCAAAGUAUAGAUCUUACCACAACAGGGGACAGUUUAUCCAGUCCAUCUGGUGGAAAGGAGCACUCAGCAUCACCAAUGGUUGAAAGAAAAAAGCACCGGAGGAAGAAAAGUAUGAACACUUCCAGGCCCGAGGGGAAUGUUGGACAAGCUGAAGCCAAGCGCAAAAUGUGGAAAUUAAAAAGCUUUGGUAGUUUAAGAAAUAUUUACAAAACAGAAGAGGAGAAUUUUGAGUUUAUCAUCGUUUCCAGCACGGGGCAGACUUGGCAUUUUGAAGCCAGUAGUUUUGAAGAACGUGAUGGCUGGGUGCAGGCCAUUGAAAGCCAGAUCCUUGCUAGCUUACAGUCCUGUGAGAGCAGCAAAAACAAGGCUCGCCUCGACAGUCAGAGUGAAGCUGUUGCUCUUCAGGCGAUCCGAAAUGCCAAAGGAAAUGAUUCCUGCGUGGAUUGUUGUACUCCAAAUCCUACAUGGGCUAGCUUAAACUUAGGCGCCCUGAUCUGUAUAGAAUGCUCUGGUAUUCACCGAAAUCUUGGAACUCAUCUGUCCCGUGUGCGUUCUCUUGAUUUGGAUGAUUGGCCACUGGAGCUCACCCUAGUCUUAACAUCCAUUGGGAAUGAGAUGGCCAACAGCAUCUGGGAGUGCAACACUCAUAACAGAACAAAACCCACCCGUGACUCAUCUCGAGAGGAAAGAGAAUCAUGGAUCAGGGCAAAAUAUGAACAAAAGUUGUUUCUGGCACCCCUUAUGAACUCUGACAUUCCAAUUGGAAAGCACCUGUUUAAAUCGGUAACAGAGAAGGACAUCCCAAAUGUUCUCCUACUUCUUGCCCACAGCAACAAAGAGCAAAUUAAUAUGAACACUGGAGAUAAGGACAAGCGUACAGCUCUUCAUGUGGCCUGUGAACUCUCCAACCCUGUCAUAACACAGCUCCUUGUCUGGUAUGGCAGCGAUGUGAAAGCUCGAGACAUCCAUGGGCACACAGCUUUGGUGUAUGCUAAAAAAGCUGGGAGUCAGGAGUGUAUACGUAUACUGCUACAGCAUGACUGUCCCCAGGAUGGUUACAACACAAUCAUUACCCCGAGCGUCAGCAGAAGAAGCAGCACCAAAAGCAUAGGACGGACUGAUUCACGAACAGCUCUUGUGUAACUGAUUUGAGUUGAGCACUUCAUGCUUUCACUGACCCCCAAGUCAUCUUCACCCCAGAGAAUGUACAGUGCUGAACUAGCCUGUGUACUUAUUAUUUCUACUGGUCAAACCAGCGCAUCAGGCAGCAAUAGAUUCCACAGGGUACAGGGAAAGAUGACACUGUAAAGUAGUAAUUUUUGUGGUCAUGUUCAAGUUUAAAAGCCUUUCUAUAGUGUUUUCAUGAUUUUAUUUUUUUCUUGUAAUAUUGAAGCACUUCUUAAAUGAAAGAAAACUGAUAGCAAGCACCCUUACAGUAAAUGGAUGUUGCACCUUUGACAUUGAUGUGUGGUGAUGCACUUUGUGAGACUUACUGUGGCCCUCUACCAUCUUACUGGGAAAAUAUAAAGAGCAGUGCAUCACCCUGAAAAAAUGAAUGAGGUCUGAUGUAUUAAAGUGUGGUCCCUGUGCACAAUGGGCCGGUGGCUGCAUAAGGGAAAGACAAAACGUCAAACAAGCCAUUGCAGUGCCAACAAGACAUAUAUAUGGUAAAGAAAGGAAGGCACAAACAGAACUGUGCCAAUGGUUGCUUAUUUAACUUUUCUUUUCUUUAUGUAGAAUUGGCAAUACUCAUAUGAAAUCUAUUUUCUUUGAUUAUCAAAACUUCAGGCUUUAAGGAUUAUUUGCAAUUUAACCCAUGUCUUACCCAAUAUCCCCAAUUCCUGGCAUUGCAUAUUGAUCACAAGUGUAUGUUAUUCAGGGUGAUUGUUUUGCACAUGUUGAAAAAAGGGUAAUAUGUUGAAUGAAUUGCCUAAGAUAGCAUGCCAAUCAGUUGAUUUGAUAAAUAUUAAUUGGUUGGAUAUGCUUUUAGAAGUGGAAUAAAUUUGCACAGAACAGGGUCUAAACAUUUUCGUACUCAAGUAAAGCAGAUGAAUAAUGGGAUAGAUGAGCAAAAGGUACGUAGUAGUUGUUAAAGAGGGAUGGUGAGGUAUUUGUAACCUGCACACCUUACCAUUGAUGACUUCUUUAACAGGAAUAAAUGCAUUACAGGUAUCAAUACCAUAGUCUUCAGAAGACUGACUGAAAGCUGAAUAAUUCUACAAGGUAUCAUGUAUUCUUUGCAUGACAUAUCAGUAUUCUAAAGUCAUUAUACAGGGUAGCCCUCUGGGUACAGUGUUCUUGUUUACAAAUGUGGUCCCUGUCUGUAUAGUGCAGGUGUAUUUGGCUGCCAGGAGAAUACCUUUCCUGUUCUUCUUUAAAAUGCAUGUAGUUAAUGAGAUUGUAAUGCACAGUGACAGUGUUACAUAUUGGGUGCAAUAUGCACUUCUGCUUCAGAUAGUGUCUUUAUUUCUUGUUGCCAUAAACAUUCCAGUUGAGUUGUGGCAUUUCAUUUCCUUAAAUGUCCUGCUCCUACGUAUUUCUGCAGCAGUCUGGAUUGGAGGACUUCAUGGUCUAAUGAUGUGCCCAAGAUGACAAGCCAAAUGUAUGAAUUUCGGUGGAGCUGAUCUCUCCACCAAAUCACACCACUUUAUGUUCUUCCCUUUAGACUACAUGGACUACAGAAGCACCCCAGAAGGAUUUUCCAUCAUUGACUUUUUUUAUUAAAAUGGAAGUGAUAAAUGUAUGUUUUUCCAUAUUUUUUUAGGCAUUACAUGCUAGAGGAUACUACAGAAAAAUAUAUAUACACGGUGUAGCACAAUUAAGCAUCCUGUGACAUUAUUUUAUUCAAAACAGUACCAUUUUUGAGAAUCCUUUGUCCAGGCAGGGUAGCAUAGUAUGUUGGUGGUGAAAUAGAGGUGUUCAUUGCAUCAUAUGACCUCUCUGUUUUUCUUUCUCUUUCUCUGUGAAUUGCUUCCACACAGACUCAGACACACACACACACACACACACACACACACACACACACACAAACAUGCACACUUUGUUUAUUAAAAUUUCCUACUAAAAUCUAGUGACUUUCUGCAAAAAAUAAUAUUUUGAAGUGAUUUUCAAAAACUUCUAUAAGGUCUGUAAUAUUUUUAAACUGACAAUACAGUGUAACACAAUAGAAACAUUGACAAUACAAUACAGUACAAUAGAAACACAGUCCACUUUCUCUUGGUGUACCAUGUAAGAUCACUUAUUCGUAAUAUACCAUGCAUGCACCUAAAGUGAGAUUAGACAGCCACAGACUACUGGUAUCCUAAGCAUCACAUGAACCAAAAAUAGAAAAUUGUGUGACUGAAAAUAAUCUAUUAAAUAUAUCAGAAAAAAAAGUAGCCACUUGUAAUAUGUUCUUCCAGCUAACUGACACCAGUUAAUAAACUGCUGUUGUCAGUUACUUUCCCAACAGAUUAUUUCAAACACAGUUUAUAAGAUAAAUGUUGUUAAAAUCACGAGAGAUCUCAUGUAGCUUGAAAGGUAAAUGUAAUCAAGUUCACAGAAAUCUCUUGUACAUUUUGGUAACUGGUGCUCAAAAAACUCCUAAAGACAGUAAGUAGGACAGUAGAAGGGCUUCUACCAUAUUAAUCCACAGGAAAUGAACAAAAAGUCAUCCAGCUGUUAUUUCCAUGUACCCCCCCCCCCAUAUCUCUUAAAAUUUCAUAGAAUUUUUUUUUGAAAGUGGCCUUACUUUUAUUCCUUUUUUCAAACUAUUGUGUGCCUACCGAGGGAUGUUUUCCAUAAUAUCCUGAUACUAUUUAUAAAUUUGAAAGCACUACGAAUGCAGCUAAAGGCAUUAGUUUGUGCUGUUUUCUUAUCCCCAAGUCAUUUUGGUGAAAAUGCUGUAGUCUAACACACUUAGCUAGGAGUCAGCAGGUAAUUACUGGUUUCUCUGUAGAAUCAGUUCUGAAAAUAUCUUGUUUUAAAUAAGUUUUCAAACCAAUGAAUUUUCAUACUGCAUGCUAAUUAGUGAAAUAGUUUUGAGACCACAGGGACAGGCAUUUUUAUGAUAAAAUCUCUUUUUGGUCUAAAUGUUAAAAACAUUUCUAAAUUUUUUAAUAUUCUGUUCUACCUAUAGUGACUCCCUAAUAAUGUCACAGAGCUUUAGUACUUUGAAUACUUGGGAAAGUGGCAAUGACUGCUUUAAUUUGAAAGUGGUCCAAUAUACUAUAGUAAUGGAUUAUGAAAUGAGAUGGAUAACAAAACUGCAGAGAUCAGGGUGCAGGAACAACUUACCUAAAGAAUCUAACUGUUGGUGUUAACAUUUUUAUAGAGUAUAUUAUUAAAGUCUAUAUGAAUGAGGCCCAGAACUUUCAUGCUGCCUUUUAAGAAAAAAAAUAUAUAUAUAGCUAUAUAUAGAUAUAUAAAAGAAACAUUGAGCGUUAGAAAGGAAUACAGAGAUUAUGUUGUAAGAUAUUUAUAAAUAUUUGCUUGUAAGCAGAAUUUUGUAACUGGACUGUAAUUGUAACUAUGUAACUGUAUGAAUUAGAACUGUACCAGUGAGUUGUUAUGCUGUGUAUAAUGCCUUUAUAAUUGUACAUCUUCCAGCUGGAAUUUCUGUUCAGUGAACAUUAAAAGUUUAAACUGGGUAAAUUCAGUAGCCAUUGA
Molecule: messenger RNA, 8274 nt
Organism: Protopterus annectens (West African lungfish)
Lineage: Eukaryota; Metazoa; Chordata; Ceratodontiformes; Protopteridae
Gene: AGAP2
Product: ArfGAP with GTPase domain, ankyrin repeat and PH domain 2
Exons: 19
Coding region: 1012-4770 (1252 amino acids)
Cellular component (GO): nucleus
Molecular function (GO): GTP binding; GTPase activity; GTPase activator activity
Source: RefSeq, a predicted model, not a curated record